GAGGGUGCUCGGAGACCGGAGUGCAUCUGGAUUGGCCGUAGAGGCUUGUGACAGCGGCGCCCAUUGGCUGUGGCGGCCCCCGUGACGCGGGGUGGUGACUGGCUCCCGUGUCUGAGGGGCUCCUGCUUGUCAGGUUCUAGCUCCUGUUUUCUGGCUAGACCUGUGAUCAUACCUGUGAGACUUCAUUGAAAAUUUUAUCAAGCGUCUUCCUCAUCCCUGGCAUAUAAUCCUUCAACAUGGACCUGCUGCUUUAGCUAAGAUAUGACCAGCAAUGAAUAGUAGGAAGGCAGCUUGAUAUUUUGUUCAAAUAGAGUCAUCAUUUCUGACUUGUGCCAGUAUUAAAGCUUAUAAAUAUAUGUGCUGAUUAGAAGGCUUACUUGUGCAGUGUGGAGAAUAAGACAGUGCCUUACAAAAAUGGGGUUUGGGAGUGACCUGAAGAAUUCACAUGAAGCUGUGUUAAAAUUGCAAGACUGGGAAUUACGGUUACUGGAAACAGUGAAGAAAUUUAUGGCCCUGAGGAUAAAAAGUGAUAAAGAAUAUGCAUCUACUUUACAGAACCUUUGUAAUCAAGUUGAUAAGGAAAGUACUAUCCAAGUGAAUUAUGUCAGCAAUGUAUCUAAGUCUUGGCUGCUUAUGAUUCAGCACACGGAACAACUGAGUAGGAUAAUGAAGACGCAUGCAGAGGACCUAAAUUCUGGGCCCUUACACAGGCUCACCAUGAUGAUCAAAGACAAGCAGCAGGUGAAGAAAAGUUAUAUAAGUGUUCAUCAGCAGAUAGAGGCAGAGAUGAUUAAGGUUACAAAGACAGAAUUAGAGAAAUUAAAAUCCAGCUAUAGACAAUUAAUAAAAGAAAUGAAUUCUGCCAAAGAGAAAUAUAAAGAAGCUUUAGCUAAAGGGAAAGAAACUGAAAAGGCCAAGGAACGAUACGACAAAGCCACAAUGAAACUUCAUAUGUUGCAUAAUCAAUAUGUAUUGGCAUUGAAAGGGGCACAGCUUCAUCAGAGUCAGUAUUAUGACACCACACUUCCUCUGCUCCUGGACUCCCUACAAAAGAUGCAGGAAGAAAUGAUAAAAGCACUAAAAGGCAUAUUUGAUGAAUACAGCCAAAUAACUAGUCUUGUUACUGAGGAAAUAGUAAAUGUCCAUAAAGAGAUUCAAAUGUCGGUUGAGCAGAUAGACCCUAGCACAGAAUACAAUAAUUUUAUAGAUGUUCACAGAACUUCAGCUGCUAAAGAGCAAGAAAUUGAGUUUGAUACUUCCUUACUAGAAGAAAAUGAAAAUCUUCAGGCAAAUGAGAUUAUGUGGAAUAAUUUAACAGCAGAAAGUUUGCAAGUAAUGUUGAAAACUUUAGCAGAGGAACUUAUGCAGACACAGCAAAUGCUUUUGAACAAGGAGGAAGCUGUCCUGGAGCUAGAGAAAAGAAUUGAGGAAUCUUCUAAAACCUGUGAAAAGAAGUCUGAUAUUGUGCUUCUGAUAAGCCAAAAACAGACACUUGAAGAGCUGAAACAGUCAGUGCAGCAGCUGAGGUGCACCGAGGAAAAGUUUACAGCACAGAAAGGAUUACUAGAGCAAAAAGUGCAAGAAAAUGAUGGAAAAGAGCCACCUCCGGUAAUAAAUUAUGAAGAAGAUGCACGAUCAGUUACAUCUAUGGAAAGGAAGGAGAGGCUAUCCAAAUUUGAAUCUAUUCGUCAUUCAAUUGCUGGAAUGAUUAGGUCUCCAAAAUCUGCAUUGGGCUCUUCAGCAUUCUGUGAUAUGAUCUCCACAAGUGAGAAGCCCCUGGCGGAACAGGAAUGGUACCAUGGUGCGAUUCCCAGAAUAGAAGCACAGGAUCUGUUAAAACAACAAGGGGACUUCUUGGUGCGAGAGAGCCAUGGGAAACCUGGUGAAUAUGUCCUUUCUGUAUAUUCUGAUGGACAGAGGAGACACUUUAUCAUACAAUAUGUUGAUAAUUUGUAUCGAUUUGAAGGCACUGGUUUUUCAAACAUUCCUCAACUUAUAGAACAUCACUAUACAACAAAACAGGUCAUCACUAAGAAAUCAGGUGUAGUGCUGCUGAAUCCUAUUCCUAAGGAUAAAAAGUGGGUCCUCAAUCAUGAAGAUGUCACAUUGGGAGAAUUACUGGGCAAGGGAAAUUUUGGUGAAGUAUUUAAGGGCGUAUUAAAGGAUAAAACUGCUGUUGCUGUUAAAACAUGUAAAGAAGAUCUUCCUCAGGAACUGAAAAUAAAAUUUUUACAAGAAGCUAAAAUUCUCAAGCAAUAUGAUCAUCCCAACAUUGUCAAGCUUAUCGGAGUCUGCACGCAAAGACAGCCCAUCUACAUCAUUAUGGAACUGAUUCCAGGAGGUGAUUUCCUUUCCUAUCUAAGAAGAAAGAAAGAUGAAAUAAAAACCAAACAAUUGGUGAAAUUUGCAUUAGAUGCUGCCUCCGGUAUGGCAUAUCUUGAGAGUAAAAACUGUAUACACAGGGAUCUUGCUGCAAGAAACUGCCUGGUAGGUGAAAAUAAUGUUCUGAAAAUCAGUGACUUUGGAAUGUCUCGUCAAGAGGACGGUGGAGUGUAUUCAUCUUCUGGCUUAAAGCAGAUUCCCAUUAAAUGGACAGCACCAGAAGCUCUUAACUAUGGGAGAUACAGUUCGGAGAGUGACGUGUGGAGCUUCGGCAUCCUCCUCUGGGAGACCUUCAGUCUCGGAGUCUGCCCGUACCCUGGAAUGACGAAUCAGCAAGCGCGAGAGCAGGUGGAAAGAGGAUACCGGAUGUCAGCCCCUCAGCACUGUCCAGAGGAUAUCUUUAAAAUUAUGAUGAAGUGUUGGGAUUAUAAACCUGAAAACCGCCCCAAAUUUAGUGACCUUCAGAAAGAGCUCGCUGUCAUCAAGAAGAAGAUCACAUAGUGAUAGGACAGUGCCAAACGCAGCCUUUGGGACUCGCUCCUCCAGCAGAAUAAUGUUCUUCACAUUAACAAUAAGUUUAUACCACGUUACCUGCAACAGUUUGAUAAGGUUAUUUUUUUUAUUAACUAUUUUUUAAAAAUACGUGCCAGUUUUUUAAAAAAGGCAAAGGCAAAUGCAUUCAAGAAACACAGGCCUACCAAGGGCUUUAUUAGCUCACCGCAGCAAUCCCAUUUCAGGCCACUGUAAAUAGAAAAAGCACAGGCUCUAAUGUGAGGGAGAACAGAUCUCUUUUUCCCACCAUGAUCAUGAUGCUUCUCAAAGUCUCCCUACGUCAGCAGCACGGCUUCCGGCUGCUGUCCUGCGCCUCCCGCCCAACUCCCUCGGUGCUGUAGCUGCCUUGGCAAUGCUGUGUUUGCAGGACACCUUCCAGCCAGAACUGGCUCUCUGCUCUGCCAAGGCAAGUUUAUAUUUGUAAACCUCAUUUAUAUUGGGAAUUACUUGGCCCUCCUGGGGUUUUUCUUUUCUUUAUUGCCAGAAAUAAGUGCAGUGUAAGAAUCAUCACUCUCCUAUGUCAUUAGUGAGGUGGUCGUUUCCCUCCUCUGUUUAGGCAUCAAAAACCGGUGCAUGAGAUGCCUCAGAAGGCAGGAGGGGGGAAGGGAGAAAAGAUCAGAAAAGAGAAGCAAAGGAAAAUGUAAAAUGUCUUUGUAUCCAAGUUCCGCCUUUACAAACACACACACACCCUUUUGAUUUUAUGGUUUGGCUUCACAAAGCAGGUUCUAAGACAUCUUUCAGGAGAUCACAGAAAAAGCUUUCUUAAUGGCAACACAAAUUUUCUUUUGGAAAAACCACAAAGCUCAAGUCCACA
Messenger RNA from Phyllostomus discolor (pale spear-nosed bat), 3748 nucleotides. RefSeq names its product FER tyrosine kinase (gene FER). NCBI's taxonomy places the organism in Eukaryota, Metazoa, Chordata, Mammalia, Chiroptera, Phyllostomidae. Gene Ontology annotation, biological process: chemotaxis; peptidyl-tyrosine phosphorylation; regulation of mast cell degranulation. Gene Ontology annotation, molecular function: ATP binding; non-membrane spanning protein tyrosine kinase activity. Bases 415 to 2883 code for a protein of 822 amino acids. The record is from RefSeq and is a predicted model, not a curated record. The transcript is spliced from 21 exons.